Molecule: messenger RNA, 3325 nt
Organism: Gekko japonicus
Lineage: Eukaryota; Metazoa; Chordata; Lepidosauria; Squamata; Gekkonidae
Gene: SMCR8
Product: Smith-Magenis syndrome chromosome region, candidate 8
Exons: 2
Coding region: 302-3079 (925 amino acids)
Cellular component (GO): guanyl-nucleotide exchange factor complex
Molecular function (GO): GTPase activator activity
Source: RefSeq, a predicted model, not a curated record
GACUGGCCUCACCCUCAGACCCAUUUGGGGCAGAGGGCUGACCUUUCCCAGGCGUGGGGCAAGUGCCUCCCCCAAUUAAGGAGGUCAAGGGGGUAAGCGAUUCUCUAGACGGGUAAACCGUAGGUGGAAGGGAGAGAUAGUCCCUUCGUUAAUAGUUUCUUCAUUAGCUGCAUGGGAGAAGAACAGAAGUGCCCCCUUCAGCUCCCUCCUCCAGCUUUAAUAGAUUCUGUGUGACCAAGAAGGGAGGGGGGGGGGAACACUCUGUUUUCUCCAUGUCCCAUUGCCGCCCCCACCCGGAAACAUGAUCAGCGCCCCGGACGUGGUGGCCUUUACCAAAGAGGAAGAGGAGGAGGAGGAAGCCUACAGCGACCCGCCUCUACCCGAGGAGUACUCAGUGCCGCUCUUUUCCUCCCCCUUCGCCAGCCAGGGGGCCAACCCCUGGUCCAAGCUCUCCGGCGCCAAGUUCACACGGGACUUUAUCCUCAUCUCAGAGUUCUCGGAGCAGGUCGGGCCCCAGCCGUUGCUCACCGUCCCUGAUGACGCCAAAGUUUCCGGCACCUUCGAUCUCAACUAUUUUUCCCUUCGCAUCAUGUCGGUGGAUUAUCAGGCCUCCUUCGUUGGGCACCCACCUGGGUGCCCGUACCCAAAGCUGAACUUCGUGGAAGAUUCGAAAGUAGUGUUGGGGGACUCCAAGGAAGGAGCUUUCGCUUACGUGCACCACCUGACUCUUUAUGACCUUGAAGCGAGAGGUUUCGUCCGCCCUUUUUGCAUGGCCUACAUUUCAGCCGACGAGCACAAAAUUAUGCAGAUGUUUCAAGAGCUCUCCGUAGAGUUCUCGAAAGCCUCGGAGUGUUUAAAAACGGGCAACCGGAAAGCCUUUGCGAACGAAUUGGAAAAGAAACUGAAAGACCUCAACUAUACUCGAACUGUACUGCACAACGAAACGGAGGUCCAGAAGAAAAACAACGAAAAAGGGUACUACAGCACGCAGGCUAUUGAGAAGGCCAACGAACUGGCCAGUGUUGAGAAAUCUAUCAUAGAGCACCAAGAUCUUCUCAAACAGAUCAGAUCCUAUCCUUACAGUAAACUGAAAGAUUCCGAUUUUCAUCCUUAUGAGCCAGAGAGUGCAGUGGAACUGGCAGAAGACAACUUGGAACAGGGAGUUACUACCUCAAAACCUGACGAAACUGGUGAAAUGAACCCGUAUCCCCGGCGCUCAUCUUACACCCCGAAGCUUAUCAAGGCAAAAUCCACCAAGUGUUUCGACAAGAAACUCAAAACCCUUCAAGAACUGUGCGAUGUAUACUUUUUCACCCAGACGCUCGAUCAGUUGCAUCAGAUUGAAAAAACAUUCAGAGGUGACGUUUGCUAUCUUUUAACCAAUCAGAUCAGCCGAGCACUUUUGAAAAAACAAACAAUUACCAACUUUCUCUUUGAAGAGACGUUCACUGUCGAGGAAAGACCGCCUGAGAAACAGUCGAAUGCCUUCCAGGCGUCUCCUCUAGAUUCCUCUGAUGCCAAAUACUUGGAGGUCUGUCCUGUUCCAAAAAUGGCAAUUAACUUGACGGUUUACAAAUCCAGUGUCGAGUCUGUACCCAUUAAGAUGGAUCAGGAACUCGAAGACACCCCAGGCACGGAAGUUGGUGAGCCGAUGGCUUACGACCAACAGGACAAUCUUGGAUACCUUGAUGCAGACCUCAAAGGAAGCGUCAGCAGCGGCGAAAGCAUUGAGGUUUUGGGGACAGAGAAGUCCGCAGCCGCCCUUGCUCUGUCUGAAAGCCAGGCCAGCUUGCCACAGCCUCACCCAAGUCCACAGGCAGUGAGGAACAAAGCCGUCAGUCGGCGGACCAUAAGUGAGGACAGCAUCGAAGUCCUCAGCACGUGUCCCUCAGAAGCACUGAUUCCUGACGACUUUAAAGCGAGCUACCCAAGUGCCAUUAACGAAGAGCCUUAUGCCGACGAAGAAGACGAAGGUCUUCGCUUCAGCCCCAGUUUAAAUCUGGACCGUGCCGAAGAGAUGGGAGGCGAUCCGGAACCCGAAAACCUGCUUCCUGCGGACUCCACCUGCUGCAUCGGAAAAGAGAGCUCCAGCUUUCUUGAGCCGCUGCCUAACCUGGCCCCCAAACUUUGCGACGACGACGGGGUGGUCAGUAUCCCACCCCGGCCCUACCGACAGGCGGACCAGGAAUUCCGCAUAAAUUUUACAGACUAUUCUUCCCACGAUGGCAUCACGGGAAGCCUCCUGACGUACGAACCGGAUCCGCAUUAUCUCAUGAGCAGCCCCGAGACGGGUAAGAUAAGCCUGGAUAAGUGUUCGGACUCGACUGUGAGUUACAUGAGCAGCACGGGGUCUACGAGCUCGGACAGGACGCCUUCCCCCGCCCCUCUCAUCGGCCCGUCGGGAGAAAGGCACAAGAAGAAAGCAGGCCAGAACGCCCUGCGGUUCAUCCGGCAGUAUCCUUUCGCUCACCCAGCCAUAUAUUCUCUGCUAAGCGGCAGGACGCUGAUCGUGCUGGGGGAAGACAAAGGGGCCGUGGAGAAACUCGUCACGGCGCUCUCCAUUUUUGUCCCCAACUGCGGGGCAUAUGCCAAGCCGGUGAAGCACUGGACCACCUCACCUUUACACAUCACCGAUUUUCAGAAGUGGAAGCUAAUUGGAUUGCAAAGCCGCUACAGCCGCUACAUCAGCAUCCUGGACGCCGACAGCAAGACCCUGCGCUGCCCCCAGUACCGGGGGGCCCUGAUCUCCCGGCUGGCCGACCACCGCACGCAGAUCAAGCGGGGGAGCACCUACUACAUGCACGUCCAGACCCUCCUCACCCAGCUCUGCUCCAAGGCCUUCCUGUACACCUUCUGCCACCACCUGCACCUCCCCAUCCGCGAGGGGGAGACGGAGGACUCCGUGGCGGCCCGGCGGCUGAACUUCCUGAAAGCCCACCUGGGGCUGCCGCACGAGGACAGCAGAGUGGUGCAGUACCUGGCCGAGCUCCUCAAACUCCAGUACCUUCAGGAUCCCGUCCGGGGGGUCAGCCCGGUGCUCAGGUUCGAUUACGUGCCCAGUGCUCUGUACAAAAUCUAGGGCCCCCUCCCCUCCCGCCCCGCCCGCGACCUCUCACCUGGCGUUUGGCUCUGCUCGCCCGCAACUCCUCGCCGGCCUUCGCCCGCUUCCACUGUCAACGUGGUCUGUACGGUGGCAGAGAAGGACCUGUGAACGGGCGAAGAAGUCCUCCUCAUUCCGGCGAGACUGUGAAAAUGCCCAUCACGCUUCUCUCUCUCUCUCUCUCUUGUUUUAAAGGAUCCCGUCCACUUCUAAAUCACUGUUUAA